CCAAUACCCCAGUAAACCCCUUAACCCCGCAUGAAGCCGUACAUAUAACCCCCCCCGAUCGCCGUGCACACAGUGGUAUAACCAACACAAACAAUAUAGUAAAAUGCCCCAAAAAAACCCCAAAUGUAGGACUAUCCAUCCACCGAAUAUGAUCCCUAAUAGCAAAAUACUAAUAGCCAUCCAUCCGUCUAUCUUCACCAACAGCCGUCCGUACGAUCCACAAAAGACGGACACGGAGCCAUCAUCCACCACACAAAAACCACACAUCUUGCCCAGAUACCACUCCAUAACCCCAUCACAACACACCAUCUUCACUCUUCACCACCUCCAUCCAUCAGGGACGACCUCCCCCCUCCCCCAGCUCCAAGCCCAUAUAUCCGACGACGACAACACAUACCUCGCCCGAACCUUCCCAUGGAAACCUCAGAACGAUGUAGAUGUCGUCAUCGCUGGCUUUAUGUCCUCGGAACUUAACGACGGGGUGUGGAGCUCCCCCCCCCCCUCCGACAGAACUCCUUCGACUAAUGGUGAUGACUUAGGUACCCACCCCAAACCUUCUUGUAGAAGGCGCGGUUUGUGUCAUUGGAGCUCAGCCGGGGGUGUAUAUAGCAGUGUGAGAACACCCUUCAUUACUUUCCUUUCCUUCCACCCGGAAUAUCCUCCACCCUCCACUCCACGCAAAAAAAACGAUCACAGAGGUAUACACCCCCCUCCCAACCGCGACCGAAGCAGAGACUCGUAUGUGCCACCCCCCCCCCCCCCCCCAAGUCAGCAGACCUCAUCAAUAUAA
This is a messenger RNA of Pseudogymnoascus destructans, 790 nucleotides long. RefSeq lists its product as uncharacterized. The coding region runs from base 104 to 790 and encodes 228 amino acids. The transcript has a single exon. The record is from RefSeq and is a predicted model, not a curated record. NCBI's taxonomy places the organism in Eukaryota, Fungi, Ascomycota, Leotiomycetes, Thelebolales, Thelebolaceae.